AACAUAAAAUUUCCCUCCCCUCCAUACGCCAACCUUUCUCUCCUUGCCCUCUCAGGUACGAGUAGGAAAGCUACCUUUUUGAUAAGGGAGUUUCUUAUAAAAAUAAAAUUUUUUGUGCAUUCUUAUCUGAGAAGUACCUGUUUAUGGGUCUGGGUACCCAUCCGGCCCGCUCGACCUACCCAAUUUAAAUACUGGCCUUUUACAAUCUUUUUCGAGCCCAAACCCAAUUUGGACUAGACCUACGAGUCCAAAACCAGCCAAGAAAUAUUAAUUUCCUUUUGUUCAGGUCAGGGCGAUUUGCCUCUAAGAAACAGCUAAGAAACUUUGUUGAGAUCCCCUGGCUGUUACCAGACAGAAUCCAAACCAAUCGAUCUCUCCGCCAUCAAGCAACCAUUGGGCGGCACAGUCAAGCGAGAGCUUUACCCAUAGUUUAUAUCAUCUAUUGUGUGCUUUACAAAUUUACGGUAGCUUGUCUUACCACGAAUAAUUUCUUCAGUUUCAGUUCCAAAUCAAGCAAUCGACAACCAUGUGCUACGAGGUGAAAUGCUCGAGUUGCGGCAAAACGACCUGGUGUGGUUGCGGUAGGCAUGUGCGCUCUGUUUAUAAGCGCAUCCCGCAAGGCCAACACUGUCUUUGCAAUGGAUGGCCUGGCGUUGAUCCUAAUAAUCCCAACGACGAUGCUGCUCAAAAGUCUUCCUCCUGUACUAUUCUUUGAUUUCGUCACUGUUCUUCAUGUAUGUAUCUAUCAAAUAAACAAAGAUGAUAGUCCAUUGAUUGCUGUUUGUAAUUUGUUUUGAUGAAGAUUUUUUCUGCAAUUUCAAGGAAAAUUCCCCUUUGCUUCCAUUUUAGGAGAAUUUUAUGAAAAUAGUAAAAAGCAAUUCCUAUGAAUCGAUACGGCACCGACAGAACAAUUGGUUUAAGAUUAGCAGCGAGUUGCGACGACGCUACUUCUAACCUAAGCGAGUAAAUGACAGAUCAGUUUUUUUUAAGUAGCGACACGUCGCAUAUCAGAAUUUCAUUGAUUUGAGCAAUGCGCGCUAAUUAACUCAUAUUAUCCAAAAUAUAAGAGCCUAUAGGAAAUAAUCUGGCCCGUCGUCACCGUAUCAUUUUCACUUCUUCGACUCUAUAUACAAAGCCAGCUACCGUCAAACUCGAGCGAGAAUCCGAAAAGCAUAGAUCUGUUGUUCGAUCUUUUAAAUUUAAGAGCUUUUCAUACAUGGCGAAACUCUCAUCGAUAACUCAUCACAAUCAUCUCUGCCUCAUCAGAAGUCCUCUUCUUCAUUUCUCUUCAUCACUAAAGCGUUAUGAUCAGCUCCGUUUCUCCCCGCCCUGUCCAGGCAUGAUCACUCGUAUAACAACUUUUGCUACAACGCUAAAAGUGACUCCAUCAGACACUCAAAGCAAAACAUCUGAAUUGGGCAAUGAUGUUAGUUCACUUAGCUGGGACAACCUUGGAUUCGAUCAUGUGCCCACUGACUAUAUGUUUGUAAUGAAAUGUUGCGGAGGCGACAAGUUUUCAGAUGGUGAGUUAAAGACUUUUGGGGAGAUUGAAUUGAAUCCAUUCUCUUCUGUCUUGAACUAUGGACAGGGAAUAAUUGAAAAUAUGAAAGCAUACAAGAAAGAUGACGGAUCUAUAUUAUUAUUCCGUCCUGAGGCAAAUGCAUUGCGAAUGACAAUGGGAGCAGACAGGAUGUGCAUGCCUGCACCAACUUUUGAUCAGUUUUUGGAAGCGGUUAAAGUUACUGUUUCAGCUAAUAGACGAUGGAUCCCCCCUCCAAAUAAAGGCUUCUUACACAUUCGACCCCUACUUAUAGGCAGUGGACCUGUUCUUAUUCUUACACCCUCUCCUGAGUUCACCUUUUUGAUUUAUGUUACUCCAGUAAGGAAUUAUUUUGAGAGUGGUGUAGAACCAAUUAACCUGGUGGUUGAAAAGGAAGCCCAUCGUGCAGUUCCUGGUGGAGUUGGAAGCAUAAAAGCUAUAGGAAACUAUGCUAUGAUUGUGAAGGCACAAGCUGCAGCUAAAGCAAAUGGUUUUCAUGGUGUUCUGUAUCUUGAUGCUGUUCACAACAAAUAUUUGGAAGAAGUUUCUGCUGCUAACAUUUUUGUUGUGAAGGAUAAAACAAUUUGUACUCCAGCACUGAGGGGGACAAUUUUGCCAGGCAUUACAAGGGAAAGUGUUAUUGAUAUUGCUCGCAACCUAAGGUUCCAGGUCGAGGAGGGACGCGUCUCAGUUGAGGAAUUGUUUAAUGCUGAUGAAGUUUUUUGCACGGGAACUGCAGUUGGUUUAUUGCCCGUCGGCAGCAUAACUUACCAGGGUAAAAGGUUGUCCUACAAGAAUGGUGGACUUGGUACCGUAUCCCAGAAGCUCUCUUCUGAACUUACUAAUAUGCAGAUGGGCCUCACAGAUGAUAAAAUGGGUUGGAAUAUGGUUUUGAAAUAGGAAGAGAGGUCACUAGUGGCCGGCUCCAGGACUCGAUCCCACGAUUGUCUAAUAAGUUUCAACCACGGGAUCAAGCUAUUAUUAGUGUUCUCUCUUUCUAAUACUGCAUCCACUUGCAAGAUGGAGACGCGAUUCAGACAUGAGUGUGAAAUGGUCCGAAAGGCCUACAACACGGCCUUUGUCAAAUCAAUUUCCAAACCUUAAAAGAGAUUGAUAAACCAAUCGGGCCUGGCCGAAUUUCCCAAAGUCUUUGGACGACAGAAACCUAAUUUGCCAUUAUAAUUAAUUAUAGUGAAGCGUCAUGUAAUCGAUGUCCCUUUUGGAGAGUGAAAAUCGUUUUCUCCAAUUCUAAGAUUCCAAUUCCAAAUAUAGAUUUCUGGUCAGAACACCAAAUAUGGGCUGCCAGAAUUCCUUACGCAUCUUAGUAGUAAUUCCUGCAAGUUGAGGUUGCAA
Messenger RNA from Jatropha curcas, 2893 nucleotides. Its product is annotated as branched-chain amino acid aminotransferase 2, chloroplastic. Gene Ontology annotation, cellular component: chloroplast. Gene Ontology annotation, molecular function: branched-chain-amino-acid:2-oxoglutarate transaminase activity. NCBI's taxonomy places the organism in Eukaryota, Viridiplantae, Streptophyta, Magnoliopsida, Malpighiales, Euphorbiaceae. Gene Ontology annotation, biological process: branched-chain amino acid metabolic process. The record is from RefSeq and is a predicted model, not a curated record.